Messenger RNA from Strongylocentrotus purpuratus (purple sea urchin), 1332 nucleotides. Its product is annotated as dimethylaniline monooxygenase [N-oxide-forming] 5-like. Gene Ontology annotation, molecular function: flavin adenine dinucleotide binding; NADP binding; N,N-dimethylaniline monooxygenase activity. Lineage: Eukaryota; Metazoa; Echinodermata; Echinoidea; Camarodonta; Strongylocentrotidae. The transcript is spliced from 5 exons. Bases 122 to 1276 code for a protein of 384 amino acids. The record is from RefSeq and is a predicted model, not a curated record.
GUUGAGUUUAACUAUAUUUCACAAACGAUUUUCGUUUCAUACAUGAUUAGAAUUUUAAAAACUUACUUCGUGACCCACCUAACUAGAUGUUUCUCUUUUAUCAAAGACCUUCGAUGCCGUCAUGAUGUGUUCCGGAAUAUAUUCAUCCGGCAAAAUUCCAGACUAUCCUGGGUUAAAUGAGUUCAAAGGUCAAAUCCUGCACAGCGGUCAGUUCAGAGGCGGGGAAGAAUUUGUGGAUAAGACGAUUGUGGUCGUUGGCUCUUCCCAUUCUGCAGGGGAUGUUGCGGUACUGAGUAGUAAUCACGCUAAGAAGGUGUAUUUGAGUCUACGGGAUGGGGCUUGGAUCGUGUCUCGCAUCACGGGGAAGCAGCCCACUGACGUCUACAUCAACCGAAGGUGGAAUGAGGCGAUUCCAGCCUGGAUCUACCAUCCUUUACUCAAACUCAAAAUGGAGUCCCUGCAGGACUGGAAAACACUUGGCAUUCAGAGCAGCACGCAUCCGGUUAAAAGUAGCUUCAUGAUGAAUGAUGAACUCCCGGUGAAGAUUAUGAGCGGCCGAGUGGUCGUCCGGAGUGGUCUUCAACGGUUUGAAGGUUCAAGGGUCAUCUUUGAUGAUGAUUCUUACCUGGAGGACGUGGAUUGUGUUGUCUUCGCCACAGGGUACAAUCACAGAAUAUACAUGGAAGAUGACGUCAUAUCAGGUAGUACCAGUCAAUUGGAACUGUACUUACACGUCAUACCACCAAGACUGGAGCACCCAACAAUGGCGGCCAUUGGUUACAUCGUGACACGUGGUACCUUAGGACCAUCAGCAGAACUACAAAGUCGGUAUGCAGUGAAGGUGUUCAAGAAAGAACUUCAACUACCAAGUCGUUCAGAGAUGCUUGCGGAUAUCAAGAAAAGAAGAGAUGGAGUGAUGCAGCAAUACAAUCAAGACACGCCCAAGAUCCAUCCGACGAAAUACAACGAUGAGCUUGCUCAAGCAAUCGGGGCUCUACCAAGUUUCUGGAGCCUGUUGUUGUCGGACCCUAAACUGGCGUACCACUUUUAUUUUGGUCCAGUCUAUCCUACGUGGUACAGGUUGAUGGGUUCACAUUCUAGACCCGAUGCCCGUCAGAGGAUACUGCAAAGUGGUGCUGAUAUGGUACAUGGGAUAACAUUAAAAACGGUUCGCCCGAGAGCACAGAAAGAACUCCAGAGGACCAGGAUAAUCCCGAUGAGGCUUGUAGCUUUGUGUUUCAUCAGCUUCCUUCUAGCAGUACUAUUAUGGACAUAAAUAUUAUUAUGGUCAUAGAGUUUAUCUUAAGUUUAUUACGUUUAAACAUAGAUCAA